This is a messenger RNA of Peniophora sp. CBMAI 1063, 954 nucleotides long. NCBI's taxonomy places the organism in Eukaryota, Fungi, Basidiomycota, Agaricomycetes, Russulales, Peniophoraceae. The record is from the annotation of a GenBank genome assembly.
AUGGACCCCAUAUUGCAUCCCGUCGUGUUGGACCCCGCAUCUAUCCCACUCCCUCCCUCCCGUCCUGUGUCCCCAAGCACGCCUGGCUCUUCUACCACCAUGAGAGAACCCUCUGACAACCCGGCCUGUGGUCCAUCACCGUUGCCUCAUGACCUUCCGCCUGUCAAAACCUCCAAGGGGUGUGGAGAGUGCUUGCUGGCUCCUUGCGUUUGCGGUCUUAGCCUUGCUCCCCAAGGGUGGGAUAAACCGUCCCUGUACCUUCAUCCUGUCCUGUCUUGCGAAAGAGAGAUCAUCCAGAAAUUUCUACAAAGCAUACCCGACAAGGCAGGAAACCCACCGCCUGUGUACUGGCCAGUCACCGACGUUGGAAAUUCCCUUGUAGGGAAGGGAACCCUCCUUGUCCUGCCCAUCAACCGAUAUGCAGACUGUUACGGACGCGCCGAGUGUGUCUUACAAUCCGACCUCGACCAAGUGCUGUUAGAGCUGCGCGUGCUCGGGUGGAACACUUUCCGACAUGGUUUGAAAGCGCCGGACGGUCCGUUGACAGCACUAGCCGCGGUCUCUCAUGAGCGCCUGACAGCGCUGUGGAGGGAAGAGGCAGAGAACGUGCCGAGGGUCAAUAACGUCACCGUGCACGCCUUGAGCGUUCUUAAGACCAUGCACGGGUCUUUGGAGGACAACCCGUCAUCAGAUGACCCCGUCACAUCGGUGCUCCUGAAGGCGUUUAAGACGAGCUCGGCCAUGCAGUGCUUCAACCCCGAGUUGGGCACCGUCGCCGCCCUAGUACGCGCCGACAGACUCGAGUGUCUCGGGGCUACUAUAUUGGAACCACCUGUCUUUUUUGAUCCUUCUGCCGCCGAGGUGCGCAGAGCCGCACCACCUUCCGGUCCUGAAGAAUCACUGACAGUCGUAUGUAUAGGCCCCAUACAUCGUUGCACCACCGGCCACUGGUAA